AUGCCUCCACCCGGCCACGCGGCGCUAUGGAGCGCGGGAAAGGACGAGACCGUCGAAGUCAACCAGCGCGCGUUGAUUGAUAAGAUCCUCGCGCGCUACUCCGGCGAACAUACCAUCUUCCGCGAGCUGUUGCAGAACGCCGACGACGCAGGCGCGCAGAGCGUCCAGGUCAAGUUCUAUACCCAGGCGGGUGUGAACGCGGCUGAGCGCGGCGAGGCUGGUCCGCUGCCUGAUGCCGAAAAGGAUGCGAUUGUCCGCUACGUCGUGUGCAAUGAUGGUAUCCCAUUUCGCCCUGAGGACUGGCAUCGCCUAAAGAAGAUCGCAGAAGGCAACCCUGAUGAGGACCGCAUCGGUGCUUUUGGUGUCGGCUUCUACUCGCUCUGGAGCGUGUGCGAGGAGCCCUUCGUCGAGUCGGGCUCUAAGUGGAUGGGCUUCUACUGGAAGGACGGCAAGGACCAACUCGUCGCCCGUUCCGGCGACUUCCCUCCCGAAUACAAGCCGUCCGUCUCCGAGCCGUCUCACUCUGGCCACCCAUGGACGACCUUCACCAUGAACCUUCGCGAGCCGAUGCCGCUUGAGGGCCCGCUCGAGUUCGCGCGCUUCCUCGUGACUUCUCUUACUUUCAUGCGUACGAUCCGGCACGUCCAGAUGGUGGUCGACGGGAUCAAGGUGCUGGAAGUCCGCAAGGACGUCAAGGGACAGAGUGUCGCGCCGCAUCUGAACCUCAACACCAGGUCACCGUCGGGCAUGUUCAACCUGUACAAGGUUGACGCGACUAGCAUGGUGAUUACCGCUCGUGUGAUGAAGUGGCUCUCGGCGACUGGCACCAAACCACUACCCAUCCCAGCUCCCCUUGCUAGGCCCGCCAAGGCUGUUGGCGGCUUCCUCACAUCCUUCUUUGGGCGAAGCGCAGUUACCGCACCGAGUCCCGAGCCGCCCUCGAGUCCUAUGCCUGCCGUGGUCCCGACCGAAGUAGACGUACUGGCGCGAGAGAUUCAGACGUUCCAGGCCGACGUCAAGGUGUCAGUCGGUGCUGCGUUCGGCCGUGAGCUUGAGCGCGCAACCAAGAAAUCCCCUCCCCAGCGCAUGCCCGCGAGCCUCGUCUUCUCACGUGAAGACGAGACGGCGAAGACGGCUGACGGAUCCGAAGCGUCCAACAAGAAGGCUGCUGUCGUGUUCGCCGGUCUCUGCCCUCCUCUUGAUGGCGAACACUCGGCCAAGGUCUUCAUCGGCCAGCCGACGGGCCAGACGACUGGUAUCGGUGGUCAUCUUGCGGCGCGGUUCAUCCCGACCGUCGAGCGCGAGUCGAUCGACCUUGUCGACCGACAUGUCUCGCAGUGGAACAAGGAGCUCCUCUGGGUUGGUGGAUACCUCUCGCGCCUGAUAUAUGAGCUGGAAAUGGUGGACCUUGCGAAGAAGUGGGCCGCGACGGCGCGAACGGACACAGCGACCCGCGACAAGAUCCUCGCUCGUGGCCAGCACGCCCUCCGUUUCUUCUCUUUCCGGCCAACCACGCCAUCUGCACUCGUCGGCUCGGAGAUGGAGUCGGCGUUCUUCUCAUGUGCGCGCGAACCGUCAAGCAUGCCUAUCAUCUCAACUGGUGGUAUCCUUCGCGUGGACAAGGUCCGCGUCCCCAAUGCCACGCUCUUAGAGUUCAUCCCUGAGAUGCCUGUUGUCACGCCUGCAGUCAUGGAGACCGCGUCGCGCAUGGUUAAUCGCCUGCGCGAGCGCAAUCUCCUGCAGGACAUUGUCUUUGAGGACGUCGUACAGCAACUCAACGUGCGCCCGUUGACUGAGAAGGAGAUGAUGGCUGCCCUCAACUGGUGGCAGGACAUCGCGAACACCGAGGUCUACAAGAGCAACGUGAAUAUCCGCAACCGCCUCCUUCAGGCUGCCAUCCUCACCACCGACCAGAACAAGGUCAUCUCUCUCGGCGACGUAAAGACAUAUGUCAACCCUCAGAGCUCGUCAAUCCCCACGGACAUGCCCCUCCCACCAGACACCAUUCCGUUCUCGGUUACCAAGCAUCUCAAGAUGUCGACCAUCACGCAAGCCUUUGGUUGGGCUGAGCUCACCGUCCCUUUAUAUGUCGCCUACCUCACGCGACCGCCGUUGACGGGCGUGAAGGGAACGGACCCAGACACGGACAUGUGCGUGUCGCCUAUGUUCUCUGAACGUGUCCUCACCAUGCUCGGUCGGGCGUGGCAGAACAUGAGCGCACAGAGGCAGGCUGAGGUGGCAGCGCUGCUGAAAGAGGUCUCGUGUAUUCCCACGAGGGCAGGGUUCAAGAAACCCCGCGAGUCGUACUUCCACGCCAACCUCCUGUUCGAUGACCUCCCCACACUGGCGUUCCCAAAGACCACCAACGUCCGUGGCGGCCUCGAGAUGAUGCUCUUGGCAAUCGGAGUCCGCAAGACUGUCGACCUUCAGUUGAUCUUCUCCCGGCUCGUUGCAGGCGGAGGGUGGUCCUGUAUCGACCUUAUGAAGUACCUCGUGUCUGUUAAGGACACCCUGUCAAAUGAAGAGUGGGCGCGUUUGCGCCAGACUGCGGCGUUCCCUCUCGAGCAGCCCCGUCUCAAAGACGGCAGCAAAGCAGUGUUAGUGCGACGGAAGCCGCACGAACUGUACGAACCGACGGACGCGAUGCGCGAGCUCGGGCUGCCGGUCCUUGAGUGGGACGAGCACAAAUGGAAGCCUGGUUCCGAGGAGGCGCGGUUACUGUACCACAUCGGCAUGAAGCGCUUCCCUCCCGUGGAUGUGCUCUUGGGUCUUGCAGCAGGUACCCCUCCCAUGAACGAAAAGGCGUUCGCUUAUCUUCUCAACCACAUCAACGACCAUUACGCCGGCUUCGAGCCACGCCAGUUCAGCAACGUCUCUUUUAUUCCCGGGACAACCGCAACGGGCAACUCGAUCCUCGCCAAGCCGGGAGAGGUGUUCACGAACCCCGCGUGCAAGACGCUCGGCUUCCCUGUUGUGCGCGGCAUCGCCUCGCUACCCGAGAACGUUGCGAAGCUCAAGAUCGAGACCGACCCUCCAAUGAACAGGCUCGUCCUCGCUUUCCUCGCCGUUCCGGAGACGGACAUUGCCCGGGCGCGCAGCGUAUUCGAGUAUCUCGCAUCGCGCAUGGGGACGGCAACUCUCAGCGCGCUCACCCCGCUGGCAGCGCGUGCAUUCAUCCCCGUCCAGGAACAGAAAACCGAGAAGGGCCCUGGCGUUGUGCGUCUCGCACGCCCCGACGAAGUGUUCCUCUCUUCGGUGCACACCGACUCGCUCUACGCGUGGGCGUUCACGUUCGUCGACUUUGGGUCGAGCGCAAACAUGUUCCUGCGCAACUGUGGCGUCAAGUCGGAGCCGUCAACAAAGGACAUUGCCCGGCUGCUACUCCGUUCCCCGGAGCGCAUGCUUGAACAGGCUGGCCGCGAGCGUUACCUUGAGCAGCUGCGCAUCCUCGCCACGAACAUCAACAACUUCGACUCGACGAUACUGAAGGCCAUGCGGGAAACUCCUUUCCUCCUGGCAUCGCAACUGGUGCUGAAGGAGAAGCACGGAAAGGAUAGCCAAGACGACUUCCGGCGCGACUGGGUACUCACGAGUGCGGGCGACACUAUCAUCGCGGACAGUGCCACACUCCACACAUUCUUCGGCGAGUUCGUGCUCACGGCUCCGGAGGAGGCUGUGCUUGAGUCGUUCUACAGGGCUCUCGGGGCCAAGGCGCUGUCGGCGUGUGUGUCGACGGAGUAUGUUCCCAACGGAAUUCGGCCUGGGACCUCGUCCGAAGUUGCGGCCUCGCGGGCGUUCAUUUUAGAGCGUCUCACCAUUUUCCUCGGCUCGCGUCGCAUUACGGACUACUCGGCUGACUGGCUCGCCAAGGGCGACAACUUCACUGUCUCGGAGGCCAACGGCAUUCUAGCGCGGUACACGUACCGCGACGGACGGAAUGUACACCAGCAUGUUGAGAAGCUGUACGCCAUGGCAACACGGCCACUGGGUGGCAAGGCGAUAGCCUUAACAGUGUCCGUGGCCAUGGAGCCCGACUUCUACGACGUGGCCAAUGCGCUCUGCACUGUGCUCUUGAAGCAGCCCAAGAUCGACGAUGUGCUCAUGCUGGAGUCGAUCAUGCGCACUUCGCUCCAGUCGCUUAAGAAGCGCGGCUUUAAUGUCGACCGCAUCCUCAACGCCCAUCGUGAGGAGGGUCUCCGCAAGCAGGCCGAAGCUGUGAAGGAGCGCGAGGCACGCGAGGCGUCCAAGACGGCAGCUCUUGCUGCCGCGCCGCUGACACCUGUCGAGGCUGCGAGAAGGCUGUCUAUCAAGGGCGCUGGCGCGCCUAUCCCAACGGCACCAGAGCAAGCCGUAACCCAGCCAACUCACCCUGCUGGUGGAGGGCUGAUAAACGCGCUCAGACGCUUCAGAGAUGGCAGUGUUACGCCGAACUCUCCCUCACCGGCACCGGCCGCAGCCUCAGGUCCUGUCACCACCGGCUCUCCUCCAAGCCACGGCGGCGGUGCAGGUCAUCGCCCGCGCGGCGGCUUACAGGGCUCCUCAACCAAGCGGCCAUCAGGGAUGGAGCAAAUCCGCGAGACUGCGCGGAAGGCCGUGGCGGCUUCGAAACCUGGAACCGGAGCCAUGGAGAUCAGGAGCACCAGACAGAACAUUGUCUCGCCACCCGAGAGCCAGCAGGACUACUGUGACCCAUCGGCCGAGGCCAACAUCCAUAUGGCGUACAACCCUGGUCCACAGAGCUGCCAGAUCUGGCUGCCUCUAGACCAGAAGGAAUUCGAGGGCGCGCAAAUGGCGACGAGCCAGCGUUUCAUCUUAAACGUCCUCCUCCCGCUGGCUAAAGUGUUCGAGCUCCAACCUGCCGUCAUCAACGUCUUCUGGGACCGUGAGGGUCCGCUAAUUGCCUUCAACCGCAACGGCACGAUCUUCUGCAACGGGCGCUACUAUGAGGCAUGGAACGACGCGUCUUCUCAGCGCGGACAAAACCGCGACGCACUGAUCUCGUGGUACUUUACCCUGGCGCACGAGCUCGCCCACAAUCUGGAAAGCGGACACAAUGCGUCGCAUGAGUUCUACUUCUCGUCGAUUGCGGAAGAGUACCUUAUUGCGCUCGGGCAGCUGCUCAGCGACGCCAAAUGA
Messenger RNA from Cutaneotrichosporon cavernicola, 5136 nucleotides. RefSeq lists its product as uncharacterized. The record is from RefSeq and is a predicted model, not a curated record. The transcript has 11 exons. The coding region runs from base 1 to 5136 and encodes 1711 amino acids. NCBI's taxonomy places the organism in Eukaryota, Fungi, Basidiomycota, Tremellomycetes, Trichosporonales, Trichosporonaceae.